UCUUAUGGGAAUGAGAGUUUCCAAAAAUGCCAGUGAGCUGAUGGUGCUGGGGAAGAAGGAGGUGACAUUGCGCACCUAGCCUACUUCCUCAACUUAUCCAGGAGUAGCAUACUCUCUAGCUCCACACACUUAUGGGAAGUCUACUAAAGUAGUGCCUGAAACAGGUGGAUUCUCCUUCGCACAGCUACACACAACAUAUUUUUUUUUUUUUGUUCUGAGACGGACCGGCAUCACCACAAAAUGAAUUCGCUCUCCGCUUGGUUUUGGAGUGAGAGUUUCUGGCUUCCACCGAAUGUUACUUGGGCGGAACUCGAGCACCCACCACCAGGAGAGGAGUACCCCAGAGCUGACCAGCUACUCUCAUGCUUACCGCUUGCUUUUGGCGUGUUGGCUGUCAGGGUGUUAUUUGAGAGGCUAGUAGCCAAGCCCUGUGCCAACAUACUUCAGAUUCAGGCUGGAGAGAGCCGGCGAGCCCAGCCCAACGCUGUCCUGGAGAGGGUGUUUACAUCCACAACGAGUCCAGACUCGCGGCGGGUCGAGGGGCUCUCUAAGCAGCUGGACUGGGAUGUGCGGAAAGUCCAGAGAUGGUUCCGACUGCGGAGGAACCAGGACAAGCCCAGCACACUCACAAAGUUCUGCGAGAGCAUGUGGAGGUUGACGUUUUAUACUUGUAUAUUUACCUAUGCAAUUCGCUAUCUGUGGGUGUCUCCUUGGAUGUGGGACACACGGCAAUGCUGGUACAACUACCCAUUUCAGACGCUGAGUGCUGGCCAGUACAACUACUAUGUAGCCGAGCUGGCCUUCUACUGGUCCCUCAUGUUCUCCCAGUUUACAGACAUCAAAAGGAAGGAUUUCCUCAUCAUGUUUGUCCAUCACCUGGCCACCAUAACUCUCAUCACCUUCUCCUACUGUAACAACAUGCUGCGAAUAGGCACUAUGGUCAUGUGUGUCCAUGAUGCUUCCGACAUCGUGCUGGAGUUGGCCAAGUUGGCCAAUUAUGCAAAGUACCAGCGGAUUUGUGACACCGGCUUUGUAGUAUUCAGCAUCGUCUUCUUCAUCACGCGACUUGUCAUCUAUCCCUUUUGGAUCAUAUACAGUGUGCUGGUGGAGAGCUGGGAGAUUGUCGGUCCGUACAGGUCCUGGUGGCUGUUGAACGGCCUGCUUCUGGUCCUGCAGUCUCUUCAUGUCUUCUGGUUCUACCUCAUCGCUAGAAUCGCCAUCAAAGCAAUAUUCAAGGGCAAGGUGGCGAAGGAUGACCGCAGUGACAUCGAGAGCAGCUCAGAAGAGGAGACGGACACCAAUGUCAGGAGCAGGAACAAGUCACAUCCCAACGGUAGCGAGCAAUCACCAAAAAAAGACACCGGGACCAAUGGCUUCGUCAAAGGUGGAACAAAAGACCACUGAACACAGGGAGAG
Salmo salar (Atlantic salmon) is the source of this 1416-nucleotide messenger RNA. Its product is annotated as ceramide synthase 5. The record is from RefSeq and is a predicted model, not a curated record. Gene Ontology annotation, molecular function: sphingosine N-acyltransferase activity; DNA binding. Gene Ontology annotation, biological process: ceramide biosynthetic process. Gene Ontology annotation, cellular component: membrane. NCBI's taxonomy places the organism in Eukaryota, Metazoa, Chordata, Actinopteri, Salmoniformes, Salmonidae.